This is a messenger RNA of Mangifera indica (mango), 1761 nucleotides long. RefSeq names its product putative leucine-rich repeat receptor-like serine/threonine-protein kinase At2g19230. Gene Ontology annotation, molecular function: protein binding; protein kinase activity; ATP binding. The coding region runs from base 1 to 1761 and encodes 586 amino acids. Gene Ontology annotation, biological process: protein phosphorylation. The transcript has 14 exons. NCBI's taxonomy places the organism in Eukaryota, Viridiplantae, Streptophyta, Magnoliopsida, Sapindales, Anacardiaceae. The record is from RefSeq and is a predicted model, not a curated record.
AUGGAGAUGUUUAAACAUUUUUCGUUAGUUCUUGUGCAUGGUUGCUCUUACAAUGCAGCUGGAUUUAUUAGCAUAGAUUGUGGAAUAUCAGAAAACUCCGGCUAUACUGAUAAGCUAACAGGCCUAAAUUAUACUUCUGAUGCAAUAUUCAUAGAGACUGGUGUAAGCAAAAAUAUAUCGCCAGAAUACACCAAUAUCACCCUGGAACAACAAUUCUUGAAUGUUAGAAGCUUCCCAGAAGGUGUAAAAAAUUGUUACACCCUGAAACCACUACAAGGAAAUCUGAAGAUUUUUAUUAGAGCAACAUUCAUGUAUGGCGACUAUGAUGGCCAGGGGCAAGUACCAAGCUUUGAUCUACUUCUCGAAGCUGAUGUGUGGGAUUCGAAAAAUUAUGCAUAUGUCUGCCUUGUGAACACAGGCUCCGGAACACCUUUCAUUUCAGCACUAGAAUUAAGGCCUGUGACUAAUUCCACUUACCAAACUGAAUCAGGAUCACUGCUACUCUCUUGGCGGUGGGAUGUUGGUUCAACACACAAUGGGACAUCCAAGGACUUGUCGAAUAACUGUUUGACUGGACCAGUGCCUGAAUUUCUAUCACAGCUAUUAGUCCUCACAGUGCUAAACUUAAGUGGAAAUAAACUCGGAGGUUCAAUUCCAGCCAACCUCAUGGGCAGAAAACAGAAUGGUUUGCUAUCACUAAGAUACAUAGAUGACCCAUUUGAUCGCAUAUGGACAUCUUACAACAGCAACAGCUGGGUAGUGAUAAUUAGCUCCCAGCCUAUUGAUUCCAGUGAUAACAGAUACAGGCCACCAUCUACUGUCAUGAGGACUGCAGUGCCCAAGAUCCAUAGAAACGGAAAGAUUGAUUUCUCAAUCAUCAAAACUGACAAUUCAUCCAGACCACCCAUCCCUAACGCUUUUGAGGUAUAUACAGUCAAGGAAUUCUCGCAAUUCUCAACAAACCAACAGGAUGUUGAUGCUGUCAUGAAUAUCAAGUUAACGUAUGGAUUGAAAAGCAUUUGGCAAGGAGACCCAUGUGGCCCUAAAAAUUAUAUGUGGCAAGGUAUUAAUUGCAGCUAUGAAGAUUCUAAUCCCCCCAGGAUUAUAUCCCUGAACUUAUCAUCUAGUGGAAUAUCUGGAGAGAUAUCUCCUCACAUAUCCGGUCUCACAUCGAUAAAAUCUUUAGACUUGUCGAAUAAUAACUUGAUUGGCCCAAUGCCUGAAUUUCUAUCGUACAGAAAAUUAAGUGGAAAUAAACUUAAAGGUUCAAUACCAGCCGCUCUCAUGGACAAAAAGCAGAAUGGUUUCCUAUCACUAAAUGUGGAAGGAAAUCCAGAUCUUUGUCUUGAAGCUUCCUGCAAAGGCAGAGACAAAACCAAACUUACUGUUCCGGUAGUAGUUGUUCCAAUAGUAGCAGUAGUAGUUUCAAUUUUUGUCAUCCUAACUGCAAUGACUAUUUUAUGGAACUUCAAAACAAGAAAACAAGUUGGGAAGAAGAAUGAAUCAUUGGAGUCAAAAACUCCAAGGUAUAAAUACUCUGAUUUAGUGAGAUUUACCAAUAACUUUGAGAAGGCUAUUGGAAAAGGAGGAUUUGGAGCAGUUUACCGUGGAUGCAUGGAUGACACUCAAGUAGCUGUGAAGAUGCUUUCUCCAUCAUCAGUUCAAGGAUAUAAGGAAUUUAAAGCUGAGAUUGAGCUUCUUAUGAGAGUUCACCAUAAGAACCUGACAACACUUAUAUCCUUGAAUUCAGAGAUCAAGUAG